GAUUAUUUUCAGGCAUGCUAUUGCUUUAGGUGUGAGCUUCUCUGUUAUGAUCAUUAGGAUUGUAUAAGCAAGCAAUCAUGGCAUCAGAUGUUUCCAGCAAUGCUCAUGAAUUGUUGGGUGCUAAGAAAAGUACUGAAUUCCACUCAAUUCUAAAACACUUGGAUUCUACUCAACAAAAUUCACAGGGCAAGGCUCUCCUGAGCUUCAGUGUGGAGCAUGGACGUUCUACUCAAGCUGGACGAUUUCAUGAAAUUGUUAUAAUUUCUGAUAUACUCCUAAAGAAUCUUCACAAUUACUGGCCUCACAAUGCUUCCUUCAUUCCAACCAUUAUUACUAAAAUGGAUUUGCAGCUCUCUGAUGUGAGCCAUAUUAUUGACACUUAUUUGAGCCAAGUUCCAGCUUCAUUUAAGAAGAUCCUGUUCGUGGUGCUGCUCCGUCUCAGUGAGGUUUGGGUUGGAGAAGAUCAAGAAGAAUGUGUUGAGUCCAACUCCAAGACUCCCAAAACCAUGGCUUUGCACAUUGAGAGAGCAACUUCAGAUCAUUUCUUAUCUGCUUACAAAUCGAUCCAAACCUCUUUUGGGAACAGGGCAGAUGUUGUGUUUGCUCAUGUUAUCCCGGCUGGAUGGCAUCUUAUGCAAAAAUGCCUGAACAUCCCUACGGACAACUUGACUCAAGAAAUGUCCACUGAAAAUUCUUCAGGCUAUGAUGUAUUUGACACCAAUGAAAAGAGUGAAAAAGUUAACCUUGUGCGAAAAUUUCUGUGGCAUUGUUUUCAAGUGAAUAAUUUUGUGAUCAACUCACAAUUGAGCUCCAUACUUGGACUUCCAUCUUGGAAUCUGUUUCCAUGGGAUGAAGAUUUCCGAGGAGACCACUGCUCGGUGAGCUCCUUGUCAUCUCAUGCAAUCGAUAGAGAUUUUACUGACAAAGACCUACUCUCAAUAUGCUCUAAAAUAUGCGAGUUGACCCACACUUACCAAUUGGAUUCAUCUCUUGAAAUAGCGGAGUUCCCGCCCACGAGCAUUCCUGCUUUGGAAUCUCCAAUUUCUAAGCUAGUUGUCAUUUGUGAUGUAAAAAUGAAGAAUCUCGGUGAUGUUUGGCCUUCAUCAUUCUCACUGCGGCCUUCGAUUGAAGUCUGCGGAGUUCUGAAACCUACUGAAUUAGUUGACAAGUUGAAAAAUAUAAAUUCCACGGAAGACCGCAUUGCCUUCUUGUUCAUUCCCAGCAUCCGUAAUUUACUAAGUGUUGAAAAAAUUCAGAGCUGUGCAAAUCACGAAGUUCUUAAGUAUCCAUGUUGCAAAUUCAAGGAGGAUGGAUCCAGUUGGGUGAAGUCAACUGUAAUUCCAAGGAUGGGUGAAUUCCGGCGAGCAGUUCAUGAAACCUUCCCCAACUCCCUCGUAAUAUUUAGCUGCGUUCACUGCAUCAAGUUUGAAAUUAUCUUCGACAACUUGCUCAAGAAACACAUAAAAGACACGGGUCAUGAUUUAAAACCGACAAUUUCUUUGGAAUUCGUAGAAUUGCAGAACAAAAAUCUUGCAGCGUCGGUUGAAGAUCUGAAUCACGCAAUUUCUACAGACAUUCGCGACAAAAGCGCUUUGAACAUUAAUGCUUUUGACUUUCUAGAUGUCACCGAUCCCCAAUGUGUGUCCAACUUCAUGCCCGAUGGAAUGAACUUGAAUUCCCUGGGCUUGGCGAAACUGGCAGUAAGUACAAUGAACCAGUUAGCGUUUAUUGAUAAUGCGUUCUUCAACAAUGUUCUCGCGUCAAAUCCCAGCAACACCAAACAAAACUCGGAUGACUUAACCGAUGAUGCCGAUGAUGAUUGUAAAAUUAUCGAUGUUAAGCCAAAUAUAUCAUGGCUUGCUAUUGAAGUGCCAGUUGUUGAAGGUCUAACUCAGACUUCAGAGAGCAAAUUUGGUCUGAAACCAGCGGGAGACGUGCAUAGUCUAAACAAUGCUUGCGAUCCUCCAGCAAUUGCAUGUGAUGAACCAUCAGUUUCAUGUGCUGCAGCACCCUUUGCUUGCGAAGCCUCAAUGGCUACAUGUAAUCUAACUGGUGUUUGUGAUGGUCCUUUCGUGGCAGUUGAUGCGUCUCAGAUACUUUCCGUCGAAUCAGCUUCUAAUCAGCAUGUACCGUCUCUCAUUGCCGACAGUUAUGCUGUUGGAAAUGAAAUUCCCUCCUCCCUGGACCAUUCCAUUUCAACCACUAGGAAUUACCACGAUCGGACGAACGCCGAGUUUUCCACUGGUGAUAUGACUGAACAAUCAAUUGAAAAUGAAUGCAUUAUCAAAUCACUUGAUGACUGGUACACGGACGCAGGUGUUCCUGUUUUUAAAAAACGGGUCUGCCACUUGGAAGAACUCGAUCCCUUGUCAUCAAUUUCCGGAGACAGAAUUUCGAAUUCAAGACGAGGCGAACAGUCCAACUCUCAUCGCCGUCGAUAUACUUCAAGCUCUCCUGAGAAGUCCCGAGGACGACGAAGCCAUAACGAGAAACCGUUGUUACAUAGACGUCGAAGCCGUGAUACAGUUAGUCCUUAUUAUCGCUCGCAUCCGAAAUCCAACUCCAAUACGACAUCAUAUCAUAAACAUACUCGUGAAGGAAGUAGAGAACAUAAAAAACAUGUUUCACACCGAUAUCAUCGUGUGAAUGAAUCGUCAUCACAUCACCAGCGUUCCCGAGACAAUAUACGGGUGCACAAAAAAUGUUGUACAAAACGAAAAAGUCAAGAGCAUGACCUCCCUUGCCGCUGCACAGACCUCCGCCUUUUGUUGAACACCUCUAACCAGCACCAGCUUCAAAUUAGAUUCAGAUCUGGUGGCAGGAAGCAACGGGAUUGUGACCGAAAGUAUAGGGAAAAGCUCCAAUUUUCUGAGCGGACCGCUCGUUCCCGAAGUCGAUCUUCUCCCAUGCGAGUCGUAAAUUAUUACGCCAGUCCGCAACACCAGCGAUCUCCUUCUUUGCGUCCAUCUGGAUCAAAUGAAAAAAAUAUUGGCUUUGAAGAUGAUGCACACUCUAGAUCUAACAAGAACUCGCUCACAUUAAAUAAACAUAUUCGAGAACCUAGCAUCGAAUGCCUUGAAGAAUUAUGGCAUGAGGUGCCACGAACUGCGUCAAGAAAUGAACUUGAUCGUCUAGAAGACAUCUCUUCGACACGCGAAGAAUUGUUUGAGCAACCGCUUUCUGAACAUGAUCCAUUAGAAAACAUCUCGUCCACAGGCGAAGAAGUGUUCGAGCAACCGCUUUCUGAACAUGAUCCACUAGAAAACAUCUCGUCGACACGCGAAGAAUUGUUCGAGCAACCGCUUUCUGAACAUGAUCCAUUAGAAAACAUCUCAUCGACAGGCGAAGAAGUGUUCGAGCAACCGCUUUCUGAACAUGAUCCAUUAGAAAACAUCUCGUCCACACGCGAAGAAUUGGAUGGUCAACCUGCGAUUCUAGAUGCUACGAACAAGCGAAGUUUCGAUAAUUUUAACAUAUAUUCCGAUUCUGUACGUGAUCCUCAUUCUUCGAGAGAAUAUUUGAACCGACCAGAAUCAUAUGCACUCAAAGAUGUUCGAUCUGUAAAUUCUCGAUCACGUGAAUAUUUACGUCGCACCCGUUCUAGAUCACGUAAACAUUUACGUCACGACCGUUCGCGGUCACGUGAAAAUUUACUUCGCAAACAUUCUCAGUCAGAAGAAUAUUCACUUCGCGACCUAGACUGCCGUCCUAGAUCCCAAGAUUUACAAGAUCGCCGUUCACCAUCACGAGAUGUACGUUUCCCUAGAUCACAGUCUCGGAAAGAUUCCCGUCAACUCGAAUUUCAUGAUGAUUUUCUGUUAUCAAGAUCUCGAUUCCGCGAAUACAGCCUCUCUGAGAAACCUGCAGGAGAACGGAAAGAGCGGAAAGAAACAAAGGUCUCCGGAAACUCUUCUGGGUCUCGGGUAGCGCUACCAGGACCUUCUGCGUCAGAGGCUCCUGCCAUAGGAUGGCAAGACAAUUUGAAAGUCUGUUCUAAAGCGGCGACAGAGGUCCUUCAGAUCCUUCACAAACGACGUACCAAGAGGUACGAUGCUGACCCGUCCACGCAUCCCGAGUACCAAAGAGAACGCCGUCUUUUCAUCGAUAGUUGUGCUGGGCUUGAUUCGUCCUCUCUCGACGUUGAUGGCUUCUUGAUAUACUGGAGGAGGAAGCUGAAGCAAAUGCUGGACGAUGAGUGGCACAACAAGAAAUCUAUUUGUCUGGCGAUACUGGCCAUGAUACUCGAAAACUGCGAUCCCUACAACUCGGCCCAAGCGACUCCUCGGCUCUUCAGUUACACGGAUGUUGACAUUGAAAGUGAAGACUUUCGGUUGCGUAACCGAAGUAUACAUCACGAAAAUUUUGUUAUCAUGGAGAAGUUGAUGUCAUUUAGCGUGACCCGUGAUCAGUGCUUGGACUUAUUACGAGACGUCAAGGUUAAUAAUGACAUGCUCCUCGACUUGCUGCUCAAGAAACGACUCGUUGAUGAAGGCAGCGAUGCUUUCUACGCAUCGCAUAGGGACUUUUGUUCUGUUGUUUCAACUCUGCGUCUUUUAUCUCAACUUCCUGAUGCUCUGGGGUAUCUUGCUUUCCAGGCUCAGAACUUACUCGACCAAAUCAUAUCCGCUAGAGCCGACUGCCUAAAUUUGCUCUCACUCUUCUCAUAUGACGAUAAAGUGGCGCUUAAGUUGGCCUUUGAGAAACUCAACGACAAAGAAUUGGUUCCCAAGUCACUUAUUGAGGAAGACCGAAUACAAGAAGCACGACUCAAACUUUCUGGCUUACUCUUCCGACUUUUAGAUUUUUCCGACUCAUUUUUCGAGUUGUGUGUCAACACCGACGCUGACGCUUCCGAGUUUAGUGAAAUAGUGCGGCUAGUGUACGAGCAUUUCGAUGACAGUUCGCUUGUUGCCAACGAGGAUUCCGUUAAAGUCUUGGGCGUGGCCGUGGCCCUCAGGAGCACCAUGUGCCGUUUCAAUCGGUAAUUCUGAAUCUGAAACCAUUUUUUGUGAGAAUUUAAUAUUUUUUUGCUAGAUUUACUUUUUUGUGAUCAGUUUGCUGUGGAUUCGGAAAUUGCUAAAAAAAUUAGCAAAUGUUAAACUAAUCUGUUUCACGUGUGGAAUUUGUUUCCAAAUAAUAAGUUGAAGUGAACUCAUUUAAAAAGGCAUGACUUUGCAGGUACGCUUUGGAUGUAUUAUGUGAAUAAGAUCCUUCGGCGUUUCAUGAGAAGUGAACCUCGCAUAAAAUAAAGAUGUAUAAAUUCAAA
Molecule: messenger RNA, 5266 nt
Organism: Hyalella azteca
Lineage: Eukaryota; Metazoa; Arthropoda; Malacostraca; Amphipoda; Hyalellidae
Exons: 3
Coding region: 78-4985 (1635 amino acids)
Source: RefSeq, a predicted model, not a curated record